Prorocentrum cordatum is the source of this 474-nucleotide messenger RNA. NCBI's taxonomy places the organism in Eukaryota, Dinophyceae, Prorocentrales, Prorocentraceae. The record is from the annotation of a GenBank genome assembly.
AGCCUCCGCUUGCGCGCUUGCCCGGCCCGCCUUCCCGUCUGGCGAGCCCCGCGGGCCUUCAUUGCCCCUUACGCUGCAAGCUUGCGAUGGUGCUCUUGGAGGACGUCAACCCGAGGGACAUGGAGGCUCUUGAGCGUCAGGCUCAGUCCGACCUCAAAUGGAGGGCCAAGAUGGAGGCGGAGUUGGCAUCCAUCGACCGCCGCGACAAGAUCUCCGGCAUCCUGCAGAGGCUAGAGGGCUCGGACUCCGAAGUGGAGGAGGUUCUGGGAGAGGCCGCGAUGGAAGUCAUGGAGCAGGAGGACCUGCAGGCGGAGGAGAAGUGGGUUCGCCAGGUCGAGGAGGCCCGCCGGCGCCGACAACAGUUGAAACAGAUCGCCGCGCGGGUGGAGGAGUCCAGGAGCGCGCGGGACACGGCCGCGAAGAGGCGCCACGCCAUGGCCACGGAUGCGCUCGACAACCCGCCGUGGCUCGAGG